UAUCAAACUGUCAAAAAUUGUGCCGGCUAAGAUAAACAAUUAGAAAAUCAGAGCCAAGUUUUACUCGAAGAAUUUGUCGUAAAAUAAAACCGAAAGCAAAAUGAUAGUUUCCAUGAUACUGCCGUUGAUAACGUUGAUACUGUCGAUGACGAUAGUCUUGCACAGAAUUGAAGAAGGACAUGUCGGCGUUUAUUUUCGUGCCGGUGCCCUUUUGCCAGUGACCAGUAAACCGGGUAUCCAUUUACUAACACCAUUCUUGACCUCAUACCGUUCUAUUCAGGUUACCCUUCAAACCGACGAAAUUACGAAUGUUCCCUGUGGCACUUCGGGUGGAGUUAUGAUUUAUUUCGAUCGAAUCGAAGUCGUUAACAUAUUGAGAGCGGAUAGUGUCCUAGAUAUCGUUCGCAACUACACAGCUGAUUAUGACCGUUCGCUUAUUUUCGACAAAAUUCAUCAUGAAUUAAAUCAGUUUUGCAGUCGUCAUACGUUGCAUGAAGUGUACAUUGCUCUGUUUGAUCGGAUCGAUGAGGAUUUGAAAGUUGCCUUACAAACGGAUUUAAAUGAAAUGGCUCCCGGUUUGAAGAUACUAAACGUUCGCGUAACAAAACCGAAAAUUCCGAAUGUCAUAGCGAAGAACUACGAACUCAUGGAAUCCGAGAAGACUCAGCUGCUGAUUUCAAUCGAACAUCAACGUGUCGUUGAGAAAAAUGCAGAAACUGAACGAAAGAAGGCCAUCAUCGAAGCGGAAAAACAGUCGCAAGUGUCAAAGAUCCAGUACGACCAGAAAAUCAUGGAAAAGGAAUCGGUUCAACGGAUGGAACAGAUCGAAAACCAAAUACAAAGCGAUCGGUAUCGGAGCCAGGCGGAUAGUGAAUUGUACAUUGCACAGCAGAAGGCCAUUGCGAAUCAGGAUCUUCUCACUCCCCAAUAUCUGGAGCUUAAGAAGUACGAGGCGAUUGCUUUGAAUAACAAAAUUUAUUUCGGCGAAAAAAUUCCCAACAUGUUCGUUAACAAUGGAUUUAGUCAAGCGGACGAAAAGGAAACGUUCACAUAGAUCAAAAACUAGAAAUUAAUAAAACCAAGCGGCUGUUACACUGUGUUAAUAUUAAGUGCCAUUUCUUUAUCGGGCAAUAUUGUGUUCCUAUGGACCUAGUCUUAGAUGCUUUGUGGAAAAUAAAUUUAAAAGCGGUUUAAUCUACCAAUUUACCCAGGGAGACCA
Bradysia coprophila is the source of this 1219-nucleotide messenger RNA. RefSeq names its product erlin-2-B-like. Gene Ontology annotation, cellular component: endoplasmic reticulum membrane; endoplasmic reticulum. NCBI's taxonomy places the organism in Eukaryota, Metazoa, Arthropoda, Insecta, Diptera, Sciaridae. Gene Ontology annotation, molecular function: cholesterol binding; ubiquitin protein ligase binding. The record is from RefSeq and is a predicted model, not a curated record. Gene Ontology annotation, biological process: SREBP signaling pathway.